GCGGGCUGCUGACGUAUCGCCAUAGCGCGGGGAAUUUCGAGUAGCUGUGGAGCGCGGGGAGGACAGUGGGUGACGGACCCCCCAGCCUACUUAGGAGAAGCCAUGGACUCCCAAGUCGAGCCUCGGUGGCCUCCUGGCUUGGCAGUCAUGAAGACACUAGAUGAUUUGCUGCGGUGUGGAAUUUGCUUUGAAUAUUUCAACAUUGCAAUGAUGAUUCCGCAGUGCUCACAUAACUACUGUUCUCUCUGUAUAAGAAAAUUUCUAUCGUAUAAAACACAAUGUCCAACUUGUUGUGUGACAGUCACAGAGCCGGAUCUAAAAAAUAACCGCGUAUUAGAUGAACUGGUAAAAAGCUUGAAUUUUGCACGGAAUCAAUUGCUGCAGUUUGCCUUAGAGUCACCACCCAUAUCUCCUGCUUCCUCCUCUUCAAAGAACCUUGCUGCCAAAGUACACACUCCGGUGGCCUUCAGACAUUCUUUAAAGCAAGGAAGCAAAUUAAUGGAGAAUUUCUUGAUUAGGGAAACUGGUGGUUCUACAUCAGAGUUGUCGAUAAAAGAGAAUGAAAGCAAAGUCAUCCCUCAAAAAGAGGUGAGCACUUCUUCAAAGACCAAAGAGUCACCUUCUGUAGAAAAGACAGCUCCACGUUCCUUAGUGGCUAAUGUUCCUGAGACACCCUCUACGUCAACUUUGAAACAGGCUGCCAAAGUGGAUUGUCCUGUUUGUGGGGUUAAUAUUCCAGAAAAUCACAUUAAUAAGCACUUAGACAGCUGUUUAACACGUGAGGAGAAGAAGGAAAGCCUCAGAAGUUCUGUUCACAAAAGGAAGCCUCUGCCCAAAACUGUGUAUAACUUGCUCUCAGAUCGCGACUUAAAGAAAAAGCUAAAACAGCAUGGAUUAUCUAUUCAAGGAAGUAAACAACAGCUCAUUAAAAGGCACCAAGAAUUUGUACACAUGUACAAUGCCCAGUGUGAUGCUUUGCACCCUAAAUCAGCUGCUGAAAUAGUUCAAGAAAUUGAAAACAUGGAGAAGACUAGGAUGCGUCUUGAAGCUAGUAAACUCAACGAAAGCAUAAUGGUUUUUACAAAGGACCAAACAGAAAAGGAAAUAGAUGAAAUUCACAGUAAAUAUCGUAAAAAACAUCAGAAUGAAUUUCGGCUUCUGGUGGAUCAGGCCAAAAAAGGAUACAAGAAGACCGUUGAAAUGUCAACAAAAAAAGUAGUAAGAAAAGAAGAUGAAUCUACAGAAAAGCUAUUACCUGUAUGCAUGGAACAGGAAGAUAAAAAGAUGAAAUUCUCAGACACUCUUCCCAUAACAGACCACUUCCCUCAAACAAAGCUGGAAUCCCCAGGGAGAAUGGAGCCUGACAGACCAGAUGAUUCUUCCAGUUGUACUGAUAUUCAAGAAGAAACUCUUUCUUCAUCAGAAUCGGACUCAUUCAAUAGUUCUAGUUCAGACAUCAUAAGAGAUCUUCUAGAAGAAGAGGAAGCCUGGGAAGCAUUACAUAAAAAUGAUCUUCAAGACGCAGAAAUGAGUCCAAGGUUCAAUCGUCGAACAAGAUCAGAUGAGAGUGCUGAGAUCGAGCCGAGAAAUAAACGGAAUAGGAACUAGCGUGGGCUUUGCUGACGUUUCCAGUGUGGUGGGUGGAGUGUGCCACUGUGGGUUGCCAGGCAGACUUCGUGUUCAUAAAUGCCCAAGUGAAGGGGUUAACUUCUCAAUAUGAUAAGUAGCUGAUUGUCAUUCUUUUUAUUUUUUAUUUUUUUGUCUUUCCUGGGAAAAAAUAAGUUAACAAAACAUCCUCACUUGGUUAGUUAACCUCCUGUCUCUAAAACCUCUCUCUGUAAAAAUACAUCCACACAUCCGCCAGCUUUGCAGCGUUCACAGACGUGUUGGCAAAGGAGUUUUGCAUGGUUUUGUUUCUAAAUCAGGAUGUCCUUAAGGCAUUCUCCUCUUCCAUGGAGACACUAACUUGACAAAAUGAUUCUUUUCAACCUCUUUGCCACAAGGAACAGCUGAAGAGUUAAGAGCCUCUGUAUUUCUGGAAAAGCAGGAUGUCAUAAAUCACCUCUUUGGUGCAUGUCAGCUCCUAAUGCCCGGAUGCCAGCAUGCCUGUCACAGCAGUUACGUGAUGGUCGUUGCCCGAGUUUAAUGUAGUCGUUUGUUAUUUGGAGUAGGGUGGUGGGUACUGGAACCUAAAGUCACGAACAAUAACUUUGAAACAUCAAGCAUAUACUUCAGAAAUGGCACUUCAAAAUGAUGUUAGUCUUUAUUUUUUUUUUCCCUUGGAUAAAUCAAAUGUUUAACACUCUGAAUCCCAGCUAUUAAUCAAAAAGAAUGCAAUAAAUGGAUUUUGUAAAUGAAUAGAUUCUGUAUCAAUUUAAAAUAAUGCCCUGAAAACUGUCUUGUGAAUAGUUGAGCACAAGCUACAAAUCAUUGGAAGGGCUUGGUCAGAAAUUGUUGUCUCUGCAAAAUGUCCACCAGACCAGUUCCCAGUUCCUUCCAGAGUUCCUAAUGCCUCUCUUUGGCAUCUCAGAGCCAGCCCUCCUGUCCCUUCCCUGCCCCCACAUCACUGCCCAGCCCAAACACAUCCGCUUUCAAAUAACAUGACAGUACACGUGCCAGUGUUAAGACAACAAAUUUAUGAAUGUGCCAGAGACAUUUGUGACUUCCCCUUUGCAAAGAAUGUCUCCAUUGACUUUGGCUUUUUGGUAUGCUUUUGGGUUUCUGGAUAAUGUGUGGAGUCUCAUUAUGACUUAGAGUUCAGCGUUUUCACAUUUAAAUGGCCGUUUGUUUUCCUUUUGAGUUCUCUGAGCUUCAAAUGGUUAUAUAAGAAUUUGUCAUGGUCAUGUCAUCUGCUACAUUAUGAGUGGUGCAGGGGUACCUGGGUGGCGCAGUCGGUUAAGCGUCCGACUUCAGCCAGGUAACGAUCUCGCAGUCCGUGAGUUCGAGCCCCGCGUCAGGCUCUGGGCUGAUGGCUCAGAGCCUGGAGCCUGUUUCAGAUUCUGUGUCUCCCUCUCUCUCUGCCCCUCCCCUGCUCAUGCUCUGUCUCUCUCUGUCUCAAAAAUAAAUUAAAAAAAACAUUAAAAAUUUUUUUUUAAUUAUGAGUGGUGCAUUAAGGAAACUAAAAGUAGCACCACUCACUAAAUUGACCAUAGGAUCUGAUGUGAGGUCAGUGAGCAAUAUCAAGCAAAAUAAGGUUUAACACUGAUGUGAUAUUUAUGUCACCGAAUUGCCAGAAAUUAUGCUAAAAUGAAAACUGUUUCAUUAAAAAUUGCACACCCACUAUAAAUUAAACUGGAAAUAAUCACUAUUUUAAUUGCAGCUAUAAAAAGAAAACAAAACAAAAAAACCCCAAAAUCCAAACAAGUAAAUUUGAACAUCUAAUUGGGAUCAACAUCAGGGAUUCAUGAAUCAGGCAGCAUCCCAUCUACAAGUAGAAAGGAGCUCCAAGGAGCUGUACAAAAUGGAAUGUUUUUAAAGGCAGAAAGGAGGUGGGACAAGGAAGUCAUUAGCAAAAGAAAAUAUAGGAUGGUUUAGUCAAAUUCCUUUUGGGGCAAGGGGAGGUGGUCUCUCAUGCAGAUCACCUCACUAGUGCUGAUCAGGAAAUUCCAGAUUGGUUAAAGGUCACGUUCCUACAAUGCAACUAAGUCUUAGUUGCUGUUGUGGGGGCAAGUGACUCCACCUUGGGUCUGUUGUUUCUUUUUCUUUAUUUUUGACACAGCAAAAGGAGUCUGCAAGGGAGUAGUGAGACCCAAGUUAGGGAAAUAGGCAAGUGACUAUUCAGUAAAUAAUUGAUUAUCUUCUUAGGUAGCAGUUACUGUGCUGAGCACUGGGAAAACAGAGGUGACCAGAAGCCAUCUGAAAUGAUGGUUUUCAGUAGGGCAGGAAAGAAGAUUUUGCCCCUAAGGGGCUUUUGCCAGUUUGUGGAGACAUUUUUAGGUGUCACAACUGUGGGGUUAGAGGAUUGCCCUUGGUAUGAAUGGAUAGAGACCAAGGAUGCUUCUGAACAUCCUGCAACACACAGGGUAACCCCUAUGGCGUUUUUGCUCAAGCUGCCAUAACAAAGUACCAUGGACUGGGUGACUUAAAAGGAAAAAAAGUUUUUUUCUGCCAGUUCAUGGAGGGUAGCAGUCUAAGAUGAAGUUGUCAGUAGGGUCAGUUUCUUCUCAGAUCUCUUUCUGGGGCUUGUAGAUGGCCACCUUCUUGUUGUGUCCUUAGAUGAUCUUUCCUCUUUGCACACAUUUGUGUCAUAAUCUUCUAAGGACAGCAAUCAUGUUGGAUCAGGGCCCAUCCAUGACACUUCACUGUACUUUAAUUAUCACUUUAAAAACCCUAUUUCCAGGGGUGCCUGGGGGGCUCAGUUAAGUGUCUGACUCUAAAUUUUGACUCAGGUCAUGAUCUCAAAGUUCAUGCGUUCAAGCCCUGUGUCGGGCUCCCACAGUGAGAGUGUGGAGCCUGCUUGGGAUUCUCUCUCUCCCCCACUCUCUCAUCCCAACCCCUGCUCAUGCUCUCUCUCUCUCUCUCUCUCAAAAAUAAAUAAAUAAACUUAAAAAAAACAACCCUAUUUCCAAAUGCAUUCACAUUCUGAGGUACCAGGGGUUACACCUUCAAUAUAUUAAUGGCAGGGUCCGGGAACACAGCUUAGUCCAUGACACCUCCCAGUUAAGAAUUAACUGGUCCAUUAAAAUUGUCAAUGGUACCAAGAUUGAGAAACCCUGGUGUAAAGGAUCUCCCAAGUCUACUUGAAAAAUGAUUCCUAAAGGGCAUUUACUGAGCUCUAUCAGCACUUAGGAUACACUUAAUACUCAUUAUUGAAGGAAAGGUAAUUUUAUUUCCAUUUGAGAAUGCAGAACUUAGGUUAAGUGUUAGAUCUAGGAUUGAAACCAAUAAGCUUUUGGUUCCAAAAUUCAUCUGUUAGUGAAAAUGUGAUCCUCACCACUGGUUAUUUAUUUAUUCUCUUUACCUCCUAACUCCCAUCCAGGGUAUUAACAGCUCCCAUGAGUACGUCAUCCCACAAUGGCAGUGAUGCUUUUGGUUUGGGAUGGUGUAAGUGAGCUGCUGUGUACUUUAGAAAGGGACCUCCAGGUUGAUCUCAUCUGACAGACCAUGCUUUUAUCCUCUUAUCCCUUUUCUCUUCUUUAUACCCCUCAUUGAGAGUCAGUGGUCUAGUUGAAAAAGUAAUUCAUACACAUAAGACAAUGUGAGUAGUAUAGGGAGGGUAGUAUAUAUUUAAGAAGUAACUCGUGGUUGAAGAGGUUCAGAGCAAGUCUCCCUAAAAUGUGCCACUUUGGCAUGUGGUAAUUGAGCUGAACAAUUGAGACUCUGCAGGCCCAAGAGAAACUUUUUGCCAUUCCCUUAACUGUCUAAAAGAAUUUAAAUGAGGUCUUUCCCAGAGUUAGAGUUAAUACCAAAGAUAAAUUUUAUCUGAGUAACGUAUCUCAUAUAAACAUCUAAUUACAUCUAAAACAUAUGCUUUUUCUCAUUAGCCUGUGAAUUGCCUUCCUUGUCUUUGAACCCCCAGGCCCCUAUCCCAUUCCUUAGCUCAUGAUGACAUAUAUACUUCAUUUUACCUUUCUGUCUUUGAGCGUCUCGUGUAUGUGGGGUUCCCAUACAUACAAAAUUAAACUUGAUUUUCUUCUGCUAAUGUAUCUCAUGUCAACUUAAUUGUUAGCACCAGCUGGAAGAAACUUUGAAGGGUAGAGGAAAAAUUUUCCUCCCCAGCAUGGCAAAGAUUCUGGUCAACAGGAAUAAACAAGAGAGGUUUUGGAGAAAAAAAAAAUUUUUUCUUAUGGCUCUCGGUCUGUAGAAUGAGAAGAAAACAAUGAUCUAGAUUACUACACUGAUGAUUGCUGUGGUUAAACUCAAGAAUUGAGUUUUCUUAGAACUGGGGAAAAGGCAGAAAUGGUGGAUUACAAAAUUCUUAGCCUCUGCUAAAAGAAAAUAGCAAUUCUUGAAAUGAGACACAGUGUUUUCCUGUUAUGUGUUUCUUUUUAUUGUAAAAGUAAUUAGGAACAUUAGAGGGGGGAACCAGUGUAGCCAUUGAAUUCAUGACCAUUUUGAUAACGUUUCUUUGGUUUUAGUCUUUGAACAUAUCAGAUGUCCUUCGCAAUAACCACUUGAGGUUAUAAACAGGUCAUGCUGGCACUAACACCUCCUGUUACUGGCUACCUACACUUGGGCCUUAUGGGGGCAUUUCCCCAUCCCAUUCCCCGUAUGUCCAGGUAUCCCUGGCCUCAGGCUACUGAGAAUAUAAGAGCAAGUCCAUGCCUCAGUAUGUUGCUGCUCUCCUACCACAUUCCUGCUGGGCAUCUGUCACCCUUGUCAGUGGUCUCUGCACUGCUGGUCCUGCCAGAGAAUCCCGACUUGCUGGGAUGCCAUGUACCAAGGCAUCCCUCUACUCCUGUUGAUUUCACUGAUUCUUGGCCUUGCUGUGUUCUCUGCAGAAGCAAUGAAAGUGUGUUCCCCCAGUCCGAUAGUGUGCUGUCACCUGGGCCCAUUGUGUCCUUCAUAAAAAUUUUUCUGCUUCUCCCUCUUUCCUUACCCCCUUUUCUUUCUCCCUUUCCCCUUUAUCUCUCUUUCCUCUUUCCCUUCUCUGCCUUUCCUUGAGUAUGAUGACUGCAUGUCAGGUAGUAGUGCAAAACAGACCCUGCUAUAAUGGGACUUGUAGACCACAAGGGUAGACGGACAUUAAUUAUACAAAUUAAAAUUGUGAUAAGUAAAAUAAAGCAGAGGUACAUGGCCCUGUGAAAAUAUGUAAUAGGGGGAUUUUGAUUUUGCCUAUAAGCUCUGUAGGAACUGAAAAAUCAGUUCGAGGGGAUAAUGUUAAUCACCGUAGUCCUGCUUUGUCCUCUAUGUCCUAAUCCCCAGGAAACUGUGCAGGUACCUUCUGACUUUUUGGUCCAAAUAUUAAAAUAUUCAUGGAAGUCAACUUAAGCAAA
Messenger RNA from Leopardus geoffroyi (Geoffroy's cat), 6935 nucleotides. It is a transcript of the gene RAD18, whose product is annotated as RAD18 E3 ubiquitin protein ligase. Gene Ontology annotation, cellular component: Rad6-Rad18 complex; nucleus. The coding region runs from base 103 to 1608 and encodes 501 amino acids. Gene Ontology annotation, molecular function: single-stranded DNA binding; ubiquitin protein ligase activity. Gene Ontology annotation, biological process: protein monoubiquitination; DNA damage tolerance. The record is from RefSeq and is a predicted model, not a curated record. NCBI's taxonomy places the organism in Eukaryota, Metazoa, Chordata, Mammalia, Carnivora, Felidae. The transcript has 13 exons.